Messenger RNA from Exophiala spinifera, 900 nucleotides. RefSeq lists its product as uncharacterized. The transcript is spliced from 2 exons. The record is from RefSeq and is a predicted model, not a curated record. The coding region runs from base 1 to 900 and encodes 299 amino acids. Gene Ontology annotation, biological process: sphingolipid metabolic process; sterol metabolic process; intracellular sterol transport. NCBI's taxonomy places the organism in Eukaryota, Fungi, Ascomycota, Eurotiomycetes, Chaetothyriales, Herpotrichiellaceae. Gene Ontology annotation, cellular component: Golgi apparatus; cortical endoplasmic reticulum.
AUGCCAAUAUGUAUCACAUGCAGCACCCCAGUCAAGAACCUAUACACCGUCUACAGCAAAGCCGAUGACCGAACACUUGGUAAAGGGGUCCGGCUCACCCAAUGCCCAAACUGUAAAAGGUUCGCGGACAAAUAUGUCGAGCAUGACUUUGUGGUCUUGUUCAUAGACCUCGUUCUAAUUAAACCUCAAGUCUAUCGCCAUCUUCUGUUCAACAGGCUUGGACGCUCCGACAAUAGACUCGAUCCCAGCAUCCUCCGACUGGGUAUCUUACUCGUUUUAUUCGAUGUCUACAUUACGUGGGCCCGAAUCGAGAAAAGCAGUACUGUCAACGGAGGAAACAACCCGAACUCGGCUCUGACUGGAAUGCCGAUCCUCACACAGUAUCUUUUCUUUCUCACAAUGAACGUACUGGCCACCGCCGCUCAACAUGCCAUCAUUCGUUUCCUGGCUCGCUUUCUAGUCACGGAACGUGAACAGCACGGAGAUCAUCCAAACAGCAAGAAUUCACCUCGAGUUUCAUCAGCGGACGGAAAUGUCCAUCCUAUAGUCGCGCCGGGCCAGGCCUCUCCGAGUGCAAUCAGCACAGCCUUACUGGUGUCGAGUUGUACCAAGCUAUUCCCCAUCUUUCUUGUGAUAUGGCCUACGGAAGUCAACGGCGGUGGCCCUUCGGGUUUUGCGUUUCGUGCAACAAACUAUGUCGCAUGGGCAGUCUUGGUCAACAACAUCGAGGCCCUGCUUAUCUUGCUCAAUUGUGGUUAUGUCGCUGCAACUGGCAUGGCGGUCUCAGGCAUGCUGGCGCGAUGGGCUGUGGAGUAUUGGGCUUUGAGAUUUGUAGGGUUAGGAUCAGAUCCCAAACCUCUAGGAGGCCUCGCGACAGCUUUGAAUGUUCUGAAAAGGUAG